AUGGCUACCCGAACAUCGACUCGCCAGGCCGCCCAGAAGGCAAAGGAAGCCAUUGCGGCGGCUCCUGAUGUUAAAAGCCGAGGCACUACUGGCGCAAAGCGAAAGGGCAGUGCUGACAAGGGAGUGGAGUCUAAGCGUAGCAAAAAAGAGGCCGACAAAGAGCCGGACGAAGGAGAGCUGAAGGGAGAACCAGAGAAACCUGGCGAGAAGCCCGAGGACAAGCCCGAGGACAAGCCAGAGACCGAGUCAGAAACAAAGGCAGAAGAAAAAGCAGAAGAACAGUCAGAGGCGACACCUGAGACUGAGCAGCCAGACACUGCGAAAGAAGACAAGGCCGACGACAAGCCUGAAGAUAAAAUGGAGCUGGAUGACGAGAACAAACCCGAAGACAUGCAAGCAGAAACGAAGGAACCCAAUUUAGCUCCCGCCAAGAGCAACGAAGCUGGCGUCGAAACCUCACAGGAGAGGGAGGAAAAGGUUCCGUCAAACAUCCUUGAAAAGGGUAUCAUUUACUUCUUCUACCGGUCCCGAGUCAAUGUGACUGAUCCUCAGGGUGUCGAUGAUGUUGCGCGCACUUUUGUGGUGCUGCGACCAACUCCCUUGGGAGCUACCUUGAACGCAAAGCAGGGCCCGGUUGACACUGGUGCUAAAUGUCGCGUGAUGGCUCUUCCAAAGAAAAGAUUCCCGACCUCUGGUCGUGAUCGAGUUAUGGGAUUCGUCGAAAAGGCUGGGCAAUCCAUGAAAGCACUGCAGGAAAGCUUCAUUGCUGGAGGGCAAUAUGACACAGCCACCCAAGGCGAGCGUACCGUUCCUGAUGCCCGUCCGUAUGCAGAAGGCGUCUACGCAAUUACAUCUACCAAACGAACCUCUCAUCUGGCUUACGUUCUCACAAUUCCUGAUCAGAUUGGAUCACUUCAGGAAGACUUUGGCCUCCGGGCACGGGGCAGCUGGGUUGUGCAGUCGAAGAACCCAAAACACCCUGGGCCAUCGUACGCUCAACUUCCUAAAGAUCCCGAGUAUCCCGACAGUGUGCUUGCUAAAUUCGGCGACUACCGCUGGAGGCCGCUGGAGCCUGAAUUCAUCGAUUAUCCCAACGCACAGUUCCUUGUGGUUGGGGAAGCUGUGGACGAGCUUGGAAAGGCCGCAACUGCAGAGGAGGAUGGCAAGAAAGCUGAUGAGGAGAUGAUACAAUCUAUGAGGAUCUUGGUCUCGAUGCGAAGAACUACCCUGCCGUUCCGACAACUUGGGAGAGUCAUUCUAUACUGGACUGCUGCUGCUGCCAACAAUGACGUUGUGAACCGGACCAGCUGCGGCAGUCAUACUUACACCUACUCCGGCCUGGCUGGCUAUGGCUACAUUCCUUCCAACGCCACAGACAAGUAUGGCGACACUUUAGGUGGCUUUGGCAGCUCGGCCGCCUUUGACUUGGAGUCCUGGCGGCGCAUAGGGCCUGAAACUUAUACCGGACUGCUUUACUGCAUCCCCGAUCGUGGCUGGAAUACGAACGGCACUCUCAACUACCAAGCCCGCGUCCAUACACUCAACGUCACCCUCCAUUUACCCAGCAACAACAACUCCGCCAAUCGAUUCCCACCUCUGCCAGCCGCGAUCUACACCGGCAAUGGCUUCGACGACGACCCCACCAGUGGCCACGGCGGUCACCGCGUCUCCCUGGACGCCGAAGGCCUCGUCCUCACCCCGGACAGCUUCUGGGUCUCCGACGAAUACGGGCCCUACGUCUACCGGUUCGACCGCCAGACCGGCCGAAUGAAGACAGCCAUCGAGCCCCCACCAGCCUACAUCCCGCACCGCAACCAGUCCAUCAGCUUCAGCGCCGACAGUCCCCCCAUCUACGACCCGAACGACACCCCCAUCCCCGAAGACCCUGUGACUGGCCGCGCGAACAACCAAGGCUUCGAGGCCUUGACCAUCUCCCCGGACGGGAAGACCCUCUACACGAUGAUCCAAUCCGCUCUGGACCAGGAAGGCGGCACCAGUAAGAAGUACCGUCGUCCCGCGCGUCUCCUGCAGUACGACAUCUCCUCGGAGAUCCCGGUCCAAGAGCACGAGUAUGUGGUCAUGUUACCCACGUACUACGAUUACACCAAGGGCCACGACGUGGUGGCCGCGCAGUCUGAGAUACAUCUGCUUCCGGCCUCCGCCGCCGCGGGGGAUCCAGACGACAAGGCAUUCUUGGUCCUGGCGCGCGACUCCGGGUUCGGUCACGGCCAGGACGAGUCGUUGUCUGUGUAUCGGCAUGCGGACGUCGUGCGCAUCACGAGCAACACCACCGAUCUGAAACGGUGGCGGGGAGCGGAUGUGGUCAAUGGGUCCAUCGCCUCGGCCAAGGGGGUCUUGGACACCGGGAUCACCCCGGCGGAGUACUGUUCCUUCUUAGACUACAAUGUCGAGAGCCAGCUGGCCAAGUUUGGGUUGCAUAACGGUGGCCCGCAGGACCGUUUCCUGUUGAACGAAAAUUGGGAGAGCUUGGCGCUGGUGCCCGUGGAGCCGGGGCAGAAGGCGUCCGCCCGCGAGAGGGAGUACUUUCUGUUUAGUUUGAGUGACAAUGACUUUAUUACACAGAAUGGUCGCAUGAACUUCGGUCGGUUCAGGUAUGCGGAUGAGUCGGGAUAUAACCUCGACAAUCAGGCACUGGUCUUCCGGGUGAAGAUAUCAUCGUAA
Messenger RNA from Aspergillus aculeatus ATCC 16872, 2682 nucleotides. RefSeq lists its product as uncharacterized. Lineage: Eukaryota; Fungi; Ascomycota; Eurotiomycetes; Eurotiales; Aspergillaceae. The transcript is spliced from 8 exons. The coding region runs from base 1 to 2682 and encodes 893 amino acids. The record is from RefSeq and is a predicted model, not a curated record.